UCUCGCAGAUUCUGAAGACCCCCAGCAAGGAUGCGUGAAAUCGUGCACAUCCAGAUCGGCCAGUGCGGGAACCAGAUCGGAGCCAAGUUCUGGGAGGUGAUUGGCGAGGAACAUGGCAUUGACCCGGUGGGGAGUUACCACGGCGACUCGGCCCUGCAGCUGGAGAGGAUCAGCGUGUACUACAAUGAGGCCCAUGAUAAGAAGUACGUGCCCCGGGCGGUCCUGGUGGACCUGGAGCCAGGGACGAUGGACAGCAUCCGCUCCAGCAGGCUCGGGGCCCUCUUUCAGCCCGACAGCUUUGUCCAUGGGAACUCCGGGGCUGGCAACAACUGGGCCAAGGGCCACUACACGGAGGGUGCGGAGCUGAUGGAGAGCGUGAUGGACGUGGUGCGCGCCGAGAGCGAGGGCUGCGACUGCCUGCAGGGCUUCCAGGUGGUGCACUCGCUGGGCGGCGGCACGGGCUCGGGCAUGGGCACGCUGCUCAUGAACAAGAUCCGCGAGGAGUACCCCGACCGCGUGCUCAACUCCUUCAGCGUCAUGCCCUCGCCCAAGGUCUCGGACACGGUGGUGGAGCCCUACAACGCCGUGCUGGCCGCGCACCAGCUCAUCGAGAACGCGGACGCCUGCUUCUGCAUCGACAACGAGGCGCUCUACGACAUCUGCUUCCGCACCCUCAAGCUGGCCACGCCCACCUACGGGGACCUCAACCACCUGGUGUCGCUGACCAUGAGCGGCAUCACCACGUCGCUGCGCUUCCCGGGCCAGCUCAACGCCGACCUGCGCAAGCUGGCCGUGAACAUGGUGCCCUUCCCGCGCCUGCACUUCUUCAUGCCGGGCUUCGCGCCGCUGACCAGCAGGGGCAGCCAGCAGUACCGCGCCCUGACCGUGGCCGAGCUCACCCAGCAGAUGUUCGAUGCUCGCAACGUCAUGGCCGCCUGCGACCCCCGCCGCGGCCGCUACCUCACGGUGGCCUGCAUCUUCCGGGGCAAGAUGUCCACCAGGGAGGUGGACGAGCAGCUGCUGGCCGUGCAGACCCGGCACAGCGGCUGCUUCGUGGACUGGAUCCCCAACAACGUCAAGGUGGCCGUGUGCGACAUCCCGCCCCGGGGGCUCAGCAUGGCCGCCACCUUCAUCGGCAACAGCACGGCCAUCCAGGAGCUGUUCACCCGGGUGUCCGAGCACUUCUCGGCCAUGUUCCGGAGGAGGGCCUUCGUGCACUGGUACACGGGCGAGGGCAUGGACAUCAGCGAGUUCGGGGAGGCCGAGAGGAACGUCCACGACCUGGUGUCCGAGUACCAGCAGUUUCAGGACGCCAAGGGGGGCGAGAAGGAAGAAGAAGAGGCCUCCGGAGGGGAGGAGGAGGAGCCGCAGGGCGGGGGACGUUAA
Messenger RNA from Echinops telfairi (small Madagascar hedgehog), 1386 nucleotides. It is a transcript of the gene TUBB1, whose product is annotated as tubulin beta 1 class VI. The record is from RefSeq and is a predicted model, not a curated record. The transcript has 4 exons. NCBI's taxonomy places the organism in Eukaryota, Metazoa, Chordata, Mammalia, Afrosoricida, Tenrecidae. Gene Ontology annotation, biological process: mitotic cell cycle; microtubule cytoskeleton organization. Gene Ontology annotation, cellular component: microtubule; cytoplasm. Bases 31 to 1386 code for a protein of 451 amino acids. Gene Ontology annotation, molecular function: GTP binding; structural constituent of cytoskeleton; GTPase activity.